Molecule: messenger RNA, 240 nt
Organism: Lachancea fermentati
Lineage: Eukaryota; Fungi; Ascomycota; Saccharomycetes; Saccharomycetales; Saccharomycetaceae
Source: the annotation of a GenBank genome assembly
AUGACCGAUAAUGAUACUUUGAAGCGAUCUCCAACGACACCAUCGACUCCCAGUCUCAGGGCUGGGGCGAAUAGCAAGAAAUUCAAGAGGCAUAAUGAGGAAUCCCCCACAAAAAUAAGACAACGAAGAGAGCCGCUUGCUGAGGAUAUUACUAGAAAGUAUUUAAUUAUGAAAAUGGAACAGCAGCGUAUGCAAGAAACCAUCGAUUUUUUGGAAUUAGAGAGAACAUUCAAUAAAUGA